AUGCUUCUUGGUCGACUUUACGGUAUCGCUGCUCUUGCAGUGUUGACAGUUGCUGCUCCUUCUCGUCCUGUUCCUCGAGAUGUCUCGACUGAUGUGCUUAGUCAAUUGACCCGAUUCUCUCAGUGGGCUGCAGCGUCAUACUGCACGAACAAUCAUGACUCAACCGGUGAUGCGUUAUCUUGCGAGGAAGGCAACUGUCCAUUGGUGGAGUCCGCUGACACAAUUUCUCUAUACGAGUUUGAUAAGUAUGAGACCAACUUCCAAAGUCAGUCAAAAACUGUCACUAACACAGUGACACCUAUCAGGACCUGCAGCUAUGGCAAUGUCGCCGGCUUCCUCGCGGUCGACAAAACAAACAAGCUGCUCGUCGUCUCAUUCCGGGGUAGCCGCUCAAUAAGCACUUGGAUUGCGAACAUCAACUUUGGCUUGACCGAUGCCAGCAGUAUAUGCAGCGAUUGCGAAGCCCACAGUGGGUUCUUGGAAUCCUGGGAGACUGUUGCGGAUGAUCUGAAAUCCAAGAUCAAGGCCGCACAGACAACAUACCCGGGCUACACUCUUGUCCUAACAGGCCACAGCUUCGGCGCAGCUCUUGCCACGUUGGGAGGUAGUGUGCUUCGAAAUGCGGGAUAUGAACCAAAUGUAUAUUCCUAUGGCCAGCCACGGGUGGGCAAUGAGGCUCUGGCUAAGUAUAUCACGAAGCAAGGCAGUCUCUGGCGAGUGACACAUCAAGAUGACUUGGUGCCUAAGUUGCCACCUGCAAGUGUUGGCUUUAGCCACGCAAGUCCCGAGUACUGGAUUACUAGUGACGACGAUACAACGGUGACCUCGUCUGAUAUUGAUGUCAUUGAGGGUGUGGGCUCGAAGUCUGGAAAUGCGGGGACGUUGAACCCGGAUAUUGGGGCACAUAGUUGGUACUUGGGACAUAUUACUGCGUGUCAAUAG
Molecule: messenger RNA, 942 nt
Organism: Penicillium egyptiacum
Lineage: Eukaryota; Fungi; Ascomycota; Eurotiomycetes; Eurotiales; Aspergillaceae
Source: the annotation of a GenBank genome assembly